Molecule: messenger RNA, 660 nt
Organism: Arabis nemorensis
Lineage: Eukaryota; Viridiplantae; Streptophyta; Magnoliopsida; Brassicales; Brassicaceae
Source: the annotation of a GenBank genome assembly
AUGAAAGUGAUGGAUGGUCACGGUGUUCGGACCAUGACCGUGGCUGGUCUAAGCUACGGUGGAUUUGUGGCGUAUUCAAUUGCGGCGCAGUUUAAGGAGAGGGUAGAUCGAGUUGUGCUAAUAUGCGCCGGUGUUGCUUUGGAAGAGAAAGAUGUUGAGGAAGGUAUGUUUAAAGUUAAGUCCCCGGAGGAAGCGGCGAUGAUUUUGUUUCCUCAGUCUCCGACUAUGCUCCGGCGACUUCUCAAGUUAUCUUUUUACAAGCCUCCGAUUUGGAUCCCUUCUUGCUUUGCCAUGGACUACAUUCAUGUGAUGUGUAGAGAUUAUCUUCAUGAAAGGAAAGAGCUUGUGGAAGCUUUACAUAAGGGUAGGCGAUUCGCCAGUCUUCCAAAGAUAACACAGCCUACAUUGAUGAUAUGGGGAGAGGAAGAUCAAGUUUUUCCAGUCGAAUUGGCGCAUAGAUUGAAAAGUCAUUUAGGGGAAAACAGAGCACAAUUAGUGCUAGUAAAGAAGACAGGACAUGCGAUUAAUGAAGAGAAACCAAAGGAGAUGUACAAACACAUGAAAUCUUUUCUUUGCACUGAUGCAAUGAUUCCUCCAAAUGACAAUGCUAAGAGACUCAUUUUAGCAAGCUUAAUAUCUCCAAAUCAGAUCAACAAGUGA